AUGACGGCGCAUUUCCACGCUAGUGAAGCCGCCUUUCUGCCCGCAGUUUCUUUUGGCGGCAAGGGUCUCUGCACUUGCGGUUCUGCACAGCUUACGACACCGCUCGACUCACCGCCAUGGGCAGGAGGCCAAAUCAGCUUAUUCUCGAGUACUUUGAACGUGGUCCGAAGCUCGAAGACGCAAGCAAUCGCUAUCAGCACACGUGCAAAUCAUGCGGUGAGAAAUUCCCCAAAGGCCGCAUAGAUAGCCUCACAAACCACCUGGUCAAGAAAUGCCCCGCCUUACCUCUGCGCGACCGCCAGCGGGCGCUGCUACAAUUUCACGAGCUGCCCCUUCCUGACAACAUGGCGCAGACUGUUGCGAAUGCGCCUGGGCCAGUGCACAAUGGACAGAAAGUGAACCUUCCAUUCACGCCCUCGAAGCAAUUGUCGGCACUCGAGACUCUUGCAGAGGUGUCGCGGCAACAUCUGGACCUCUCCGGCAAGCGUCCAGUUGACCAGCAGCAGCAGCAACAACAACAUCAUCAACAACAACAGCAGCGAGGGCCGCCUUCGCAGGUGCAUCACAACGCAGGACACGGAGAAUUGCUAGAUGAGUGGAUUCAAGACGAUAGGACUGAUGGCACCGACCUGAGCGGUCUGCCCCAUGCCAUGGACAUGUCUAGUGCGCCGGCUCUGCCGUCGAUGUAUCAGUUCAAUGGCCCUCUGCACCAUUCGCCGACGAACUCGCCUCACAUGGGCAACAUGCCACUCGCGAGCUCUGGGUCUAUGGCGCAGAUGGUGCCCUCACUUGUCAUGGCGGCCUCUGCGGCUAACGACCUCAUGCCACUGGCAAGCGGUAUGACUAUGGAUUCAGAUCUCAAUCUUUCGCACAACGGCAUGGGCUUCCAACGCCCGCAAUGGCCCAGCCUUCAACCUCACCCUUCUUUGGAUCCUUUGUUGCAAGAUCACACCAAAGAUCAACUGCUGCCAAAAGAUGAGGGUUCAUCAAAAUUUUCCCAGGCACGACCGAUUGCAAUCAAUCCGAACCCCCAGACGCACUUCACGACCGACUUCAGUAUCCAUCAGAAGCCAAUGAAGCCCAAAGUCCGGGGGCGCUUCACUGAUAGCCGGCGCAGGGAGGUGCAGGAAGUUCGCAAACGAGGCGCAUGCAUUCGGUGUCGAAUGUUGAAGAAACCGUGUUCUGGUGACAACCCCUGCAACACCUGCCAGAAUGUCGAAAGUGCGCGAUUGUGGAAGCAACCUUGCAUACGGACACGUAUUGCAGAAGAAUUCAACCUCUACUCGGCUGGUCUGCAUGGUGUGUUGGCAUAUCAUGCUACCACCUCAGCCAAAGGACAGAUACGCUUGGAUCAGACCCCUGGUCGCAUAGAAGCCUCCCAUCAUCCGGACUCUGGUAUCUUUUCAACUUUCACUCCUCUCAAAUGUCAUCAAGCUCAGGCAGCUCAAAACGCCGACAUCGAUCCAGCAAUUUUCGCCGCGGUCAGCACCCCGGAUCUCGAGCUCAUAGACGGAGAGGAUGACAUCAGCGGGAAGCUGGACCUCUACAUGAAGAAGAUUGGCCCUCACUUCCUUCAGUCAGAGGACUCAGCAUUCAUGAAGACAACACAGCAGACUGUAUCGAGGCUGGCCUUGCCAAACCAGGAUGGUCUGUUACCAAAAGUGCUGGAGCUCUGGCACUACACACGGAUACUCGCAUCUCGCAACCUACACUGGCAUCUCUUCUCAAACCCAUCUCUCCCGCCCACCCUUUCAGCACCGACACUAUCCUCCUCAGACAUGGAAGAUGCCGCACGCUUCCCCAUCACCACACUUGACCACCCCUCCUCUUACAACUUGAUCAAAAUGCAACUCAUGGGCGCGACCGAAAAGCGCGCCGCAUGCGUAGCCCGCGUCGUAAUGAACGAACUCGAGCGCCGCCUUCUCCAACGUCAACAAGCCAACCCCUUCGAAACGUUUCUCGUUGCUGUCAUCCUUCUCGCCAGCGUAGAGCGCAUGUGCUGGCUCUUCCGGACCUGGGAAGUGCAAGUACCGUCUGAACCUUCGCACACCGAGCCUGUAUCAAAGGUGGACGAGGACCUAGCAUCGGCUCUGCAGCCCCCGCCUCUGCCGGCCAUGAACGCGCAGCCAGCUCCGCGCCACCCUAAGUGGCCGCUUGAUAAGCCUGCGGCUGCUUUCUCGCAGCAAGGUGAACGGUUUAGCGAUAUCUUGAAUAUGCUGCUUAAGAUGCGCGGUGUACCGCCGAAGCCAAUUCCGCGCAGUACUGAUGGGAUGUUGGUUAUGUGGGGUGAUGAUGUGGAUGUGAUGAUUAGGGAGUGGUAUGAGGGCAUUGCGGUGACGACUCAGAUGCUUGAAGAAAGGGCUAAUGCAAAGUUUGUAGGCGAGGAUCCGGCGGAGUGGGAGUUGAAGUUUGUGGGAAAGAUUAUUAGGGGUGAUUAG
Molecule: messenger RNA, 2438 nt
Organism: Macroventuria anomochaeta
Lineage: Eukaryota; Fungi; Ascomycota; Dothideomycetes; Pleosporales; Didymellaceae
Exons: 3
Coding region: 117-2438 (773 amino acids)
Biological process (GO): regulation of DNA-templated transcription
Molecular function (GO): zinc ion binding; DNA-binding transcription factor activity, RNA polymerase II-specific
Source: RefSeq, a predicted model, not a curated record